Molecule: messenger RNA, 1994 nt
Organism: Eupeodes corollae
Lineage: Eukaryota; Metazoa; Arthropoda; Insecta; Diptera; Syrphidae
Product: caspase-8
Exons: 5
Coding region: 128-1645 (505 amino acids)
Biological process (GO): apoptotic process; execution phase of apoptosis; proteolysis
Cellular component (GO): cytoplasm
Source: RefSeq, a predicted model, not a curated record
AUCCGACGACAGUGAUUUUUCCCAACAGUUUGUUUUUGUUUCGAUUCUUUAUUUUUCUAUUUUAAUUUUUACUUUUUACAAGUUUAGUUAAAAAUUCUAACAAAGUCAGUUUAAGAGAAAUAAAAAUAUGAGUUUUAAUAGUAAUAUUCUUUCAAAAAUAAAAAGUAUUGAUGUAGAGGAUUUAUAUUUGGUUGAAAAUGAUUUAUGUUACCACGAAAAGGUAUCCAUCGCUUUUCUGCUAUUCGCUGACUCCAAAACAAAUGCACAAUACAUACUCCAGAAACUCCUAAUUAUAUCAUCAACUCAAGAUGCUUCCACAGAUAUUUUAAUAAGCUACACCAAAGUAAAUCAAAAUUGGAAACCAUACCUUGUGGAAGCUCUGGCAAUAAUAAAAGCAAACAAAGUAUUACGAAAACUUGGAUUACGUCUUUCCGAUGUCCGAACACACUUCCUGCCACACAUACCCGAAAUGAGUUUACACAUCAAUCCUAUAGUUAAAGUACUUUAUUCAAUGUGUGAAAUGUUAACACCAAUCGAGGCUGGAAAUCUAGUCUUGGAAGUUCGAGAUGCAAUAAGCCAACAAGAUCAUUUGCGUUUCUAUAAUUUUGACUAUUUAGAAAUUUUUCUACUUGACUGGAUAACAAAACGUGUAUUAGAUGCAUCUGGUAGUCAAACAACUGAUAUUUCUAUAUUAAUUGAUUAUUUUAAACUCAACAGUAUGCAAAAUAUGAAGGACAUGUUAGCAUACGCAUUGAGAGAUGUGAAUGCUGAAGCGAAUGAAAGUGAGCGUAGGGAUUCUCAGGAAUUGGAAGUGAAGAAGAAUUAUGCGAAUGACUUUUCCAGUUCUACAACAACAAAAAGUCCAGAAGUGGUGCAUCGACCUUUGGAUCUAAAAACUGGAAACUGUUAUAAGGUUGAAAGAGAAAGUGCAGGAUUUGUAUUAAUAAUAAACCAGAACAAAUUUCAUAGUUCCAUAAAUCCCGAGUUACAGCACCUCCUACCAAAAAAACCGUUAGCCGAACGCUUAGGCACAGACGUUGAUAAAUCCUCGUUAGAAAAAACGUUUUCAUCAUUUGGAUAUAAACCAGUUGUAAAAGAUGAGCUUAACCACAUUGAAGUUCUAAGUAAUAUUCGAGAAAUCGUUAAGCGUUCCAUAAUGUACGAUUCGUUAAUUGUAUGCAUACUAACACACGGCUGUGAAGGUGCUGUUUAUGCAUGUGAUAGCAUACCGAUAAAAAUUGAUGACAUCAAACAAAUCUUAACUGAUAAAUCUUUGAGUCGAAAACCAAAAAUGCUUAUAAUACAAGCAUGUCAGGGUACAAACCUCCAAACAGCCAAAUAUAAUGACGCCAAUUUAGAAAGUGACUCACCUGAGGAAAAUUCCACAGACUAUGGAGAUAUGGUACAAGCAAUGUCAACAGUCAAUGGAUUUGCAUCGCUCCGCCAUACAAAAACUGGAUCUUGGUUUAUUCAAACUUUGUGUUCAAAAAUUAACGAGUUAGGCGAUAGCGAACACAUUUUAGAUAUUUUAACUGAAGUGAAUAAUGAAGUUGGAAAUAAGAGAGGAUUUGAUAACGCAUGCAUGACUCCAAUAUCUUAUCAGACACUUAGGAAAAAGUUUCGUUUACCAAGUCGAUUGGCCUAAUUUGUUGUUUAUUUAAAUAGUGUUAUGAAUAUCUUUUUAUAUUAUAAUUAAUAUGAAUAUAUUUUUAUAUUAUAAUAUUUAAUAUGAUAAAUUGAAAAGUUUUAUAAAUAAAAAUGUAAAUGCUAAUUACACUAGUCAACAAAAUUCAAAAUUUGUUUUGUCACACGAAAACUUAUACCAGAUUUUGAAUGUACAAUAGCCACCAAACAAUAAUGUAUCAACAGAUAAAAAUUGACACAACAGGUUACUUCGUGACAUCAAGAUUUAUAUUUUUAUGAAAAGUUCAAAAAUCAGUAACAUAUAAAAAAAUAUUUCUUAAUGUAAAAUAAAUAUUUAUGACUUGCGUGAA